CGCUUUUGCAUUUCUAAUGAACGUGAACUGACAAAGCGUGAAAGUGGUCUAAGCAGUAAAACAAAGCCAGCAAGUAUGUUCGAGUGUGCCAAGAUUAAUCAAUAUUCCAGAAACCUCAGGACUCCCCCUCCUUUCCCGUGGUGUUUUCCUUUUCCCCACUCUCCCUUGGCCCAGCACAGACUCCUCCCCUUUUCUUAAGUUGCCCUGAUAGUAACUUGCAGUUUCCGAGCACAUGCAUAUUGUCAGAGCUAGGCUGCUCUCUCACUGCGUUUAGUCACUCCGUCGUACCUGCUGGGGAAUUCACCUUGUCAUUUGCCUGGGGUUUCUUCCACCCGUUACAAAAUCCGAAAAGUUGUGUUCUCUAACACCAAAGAGGAGCUUUGACUUUCUGGGGGUGAUUCCGAGACACUGAAAUACAAAGAAGAGACCCUCCCAGAGCAGUAAAAUAUGACUAAAAGCAAUGGAGAAGAGCCCAGGAUCGGGGGAAGGAUGGAGAGGUUGCAGAGAGGAGUCCGCAAACGCACGCUCUUGGCCAAGAAGAAAGUGCAGAACAUCACAAAGGAGGAUGUUAAAAAUUACCUGUUUCGGAAUGCUUUUGUGCUCCUCACGGUCACUGCUGUCAUUGUGGGUACAAUCCUUGGAUUUACUCUCCGACCAUACAAAAUGAGCUACCGGGAAGUCAAGUACUUCUCUUUUCCUGGGGAACUCCUGAUGAGGAUGUUACAGAUGCUGGUGUUGCCACUUAUCAUCUCCAGUCUUGUCACAGGAAUGGCGGCCCUAGAUAGUAAGGCAUCAGGGAAGAUGGGAAUGCGAGCUGUAGUCUAUUACAUGACUACGACCAUCAUUGCCGUGGUGAUUGGCAUAAUCAUUGUCAUCAUCAUCCAUCCUGGGAAGGGCACAAAGGAAAACAUGCACAGAGAAGGCAAAAUUGUACAAGUGACAGCUGCAGACGCCUUCCUGGACUUGAUCAGGAACAUGUUCCCUCCAAAUCUGGUGGAAGCCUGCUUUAAACAGUUUAAAACCAACUAUGAGAAGAGAAGCUUUAAAGUGCCUAUCCAGUCCAACGAAACACUCGUGGGUGCCGUGAUAAACAAUGUAUCAGAGGCCAUGGAGACGCUCACUCGAAUCAAAGAGGAGCUGGUUCCAGUUCCAGGAUCUGUGAAUGGAGUCAACGCCCUGGGGCUCGUUGUCUUCUCCAUGUGCUUUGGUUUUGUGAUUGGAAGCAUGAAGGAGCAGGGGCAAGCCCUGAGAGACUUCUUUGAUUCUCUUAAUGAAGCCAUCAUGAGACUGGUAGCAGUGAUAAUGUGGUACGCUCCCCUUGGCAUCCUCUUCCUGAUUGCAGGGAAAAUUGUGGAGAUGGAAGACAUGGGAGUGAUUGGGGGGCAGCUUGCCAUGUACACGGUCACAGUCAUCGUCGGCCUACUCAUUCACGCAGUCAUUGUCCUGCCCCUUCUCUACUUCUUGGUAACACGUAAAAACCCUUGGGUUUUUAUUGGAGGCUUGCUGCAAGCACUCAUCACAGCUCUGGGAACCUCCUCAAGUUCUGCCACCCUACCCAUCACCUUCAAGUGCCUGGAGGAAAACAUUGGCGUGGACAAACGCGUCACAAGAUUCGUGCUCCCUGUGGGGGCCACCAUUAACAUGGAUGGCACUGCCCUCUAUGAGGCCUUGGCUGCCAUUUUCAUCGCUCAAGUGAACAACUUUGAACUGAACUUUGGACAGAUUAUUACAAUCAGCAUCACAGCCACAGCUGCCAGUAUUGGGGCUGCUGGGAUUCCUCAGGCGGGCCUGGUCACCAUGGUCAUCGUGCUGACAUCUGUGGGGCUGCCCACCGACGACAUCACGCUCAUCAUUGCCGUGGACUGGUUCCUGGACCGCCUCCGUACCACCACCAAUGUGCUGGGUGACUCCCUUGGAGCUGGGAUUGUUGAGCAUUUAUCACGACAUGAACUGAAGAACCGAGAUGUUGAAAUGGGUAACUCGGUGAUUGAAGAGAAUGAAAUGAAGAAACCAUAUCAGCUGAUUGCCCAGGAAAAUGAAAAUGAGAAGCCUUUAGACAGUGAAACCAAGAUGUAGACUAACACAAAGAAAUGCUUUCUUGAGCACCAGGUGUUUGAAAACCAUUAUAAAGCUUCCAUCCCAUUACAACUCAUUUUCUACAGUAAGCCCCUUACCUCGCUUUCCCUUACUCUGACAGUAUUGGAAGUAUUACUCCAAAAAGAAGGGAGAAUUUUACAGUGGCCAAACUGUGUGUCUUUUAUCCCACAUUUCAAAAUCUUAAAUCAUUUCACGUUAGUCUUACCUAAUAAGAUACUUGAGAUCAAAAAUAUUCUUCAUCAGA
Molecule: messenger RNA, 2341 nt
Organism: Trichechus manatus latirostris (Florida manatee)
Lineage: Eukaryota; Metazoa; Chordata; Mammalia; Sirenia; Trichechidae
Gene: SLC1A3
Product: solute carrier family 1 member 3
Exons: 10
Coding region: 448-2076 (542 amino acids)
Biological process (GO): L-glutamate import across plasma membrane; D-aspartate import across plasma membrane; L-aspartate import across plasma membrane
Cellular component (GO): plasma membrane
Molecular function (GO): neutral L-amino acid transmembrane transporter activity; glutamate:sodium symporter activity; L-glutamate transmembrane transporter activity
Source: RefSeq, a predicted model, not a curated record